Molecule: messenger RNA, 1940 nt
Organism: Centropristis striata (black sea bass)
Lineage: Eukaryota; Metazoa; Chordata; Actinopteri; Perciformes; Serranidae
Gene: adora2b
Product: adenosine A2b receptor
Exons: 3
Coding region: 256-1308 (350 amino acids)
Biological process (GO): vasodilation; adenylate cyclase-activating G protein-coupled receptor signaling pathway; G protein-coupled adenosine receptor signaling pathway
Cellular component (GO): membrane
Molecular function (GO): G protein-coupled adenosine receptor activity
Source: RefSeq, a predicted model, not a curated record
GGGAAGUUGUGUGACACACUGCCUGCGCUGCAGAUCUACAGAUGCCGCCUCAGCGCUCCACAGAUCGGUCGUUGUUAAUGUGAAAACACCCUGAGACGAUGUGCAGGUUCAUUAAGAUGGCUGGCGCUGCAGCUCACACUUGUGGAAUAUUCCUGGAUUACAGCAGAAAGACUUCUUUACUCCUCUGGGACUAGAAGCAGUGUCUUCUGUUAUGUUCAGCCUGCAGCCUUUAGUCCUUUAACACACUUUGCUGAGAUGAAUCCUUUGUACAUCGGGAUUGAAGUAGUAAUUGCUCUUCUCUCCAUAUCCGGCAACAUACUGGUGUGCUGGGCUGUCGCGAUCAACACCACUCUGAAGAACGCCACCAACUAUUUUCUCGUGUCCCUUGCUGUGGCUGAUAUUCUGGUCGGUUGCCUCGCCAUCCCGUUUGCUAUAACCAUCAGCAUCGGCAUAUAUCUGGACUUCUAUGGAUGUCUCUUCCUGGCAUGUUUUGUCUUGGUACUGACUCAAAGCUCCAUCUUCAGCCUUCUUGCUAUUGCCAUUGAUAGAUAUCUGGCCGUCAAAAUUCCUCUGAGGUACAAGGAGUUGAUGACAGGAAAGAAAGCCAGAGAGAUCAUCGCUAUUUUAUGGAUCCUCUCCUUUGUCAUCGGUCUCAUCCCCUUCUUUGGCUGGAACAAGAAGCACUCUAGCUGUAACAGCACCAGUAUUGAGACAGUCAACACUACAGAUGCUGGCCUCACGGAGGGGCUGAGGGGCGGAGGAGACUUACUACACAGCUGCAAGCUCGGGUGCUACUUUGAGAGUGUGGUGGACAUGCACUACAUGGUCUACUUUAAUUUCUUUGUCUGCGUGCUGCCGCCGCUGCUGAUCAUGCUGGGCAUCUACCUGAAGAUCUUCACCGUGGCCAGGAAGCAGCUGAGACAGAUCGAGCUCAAGUGCGUGGGCAACGGGGACAGCCAUCACCACGGGCUGCUGCAGAAGGAGAUCCGGGCCGCCAAAUCCCUCUCCAUCAUCGUGGGACUGUUCGCCGUCUGCUGGCUGCCCGUCCACAUCCUCAACUGCCGCACGCUGUUUUACGGCGAGUUGAAGAAGCCUGAGAUCAUCAUGUACGUGGCCAUCAUUCUGUCUCAUGCCAACUCCGCGGUCAACCCCAUCAUCUACGCUUACCGCAUCCAGGACUUCAGGAACACCUUCCGCAAGAUCCUGGCCCAACACUUCCUGUGCCGCAGGGAGGAGCUGUACCUCAGCUCCAACGGAAGCAGACGCAACAGAGACCAGAUCACCAUGACCAUCGACCCUCUGCUAUAGAGAGUCGUGACUGAGUAUUAUCUGUGUCAGCUCAGUUGGUUCAGUGUUGAAUUUUAUUUUCACUGAGGUUUAUAAUGUUUACAGAACAAGGGUAGGAUAUGUGAAAACGAACCGAUGUCAAAUGCGCCUUGAAUGUGGACAUUUAUUUAUGAAUCAGGGGUCAAGCAGUGAAAUGUUGAAUGGCGAGUCUUACAUAACCUUUGUAUUGUGAAGGAUUUCUGAUUUUAAAAAACACAUGUUGAAGCUAACUGGAUUUGUAAGACUGUGAACAGGAUCCAAACUACAUUCUAUAAUGUUAUUUAUCAUUCUGAAUCCACCCUGUUUCAACUCCAAACACUCCUUUUUUUGCCCUGCUAUUUUAUAUUGUCAGCAUUAAGUGUUUAUUAAUUUAUUUAUUACAAGACCUUAUAUUUGAGAAUGUAAAGAUCAAAAAACUUUGUGUGGCUAGAUCUGUACUUGUGGACCUAGAGAGGUACAAUGGUAGUCGUCUCUAUCUGUGGUUAUUUUUAGCUGGUGGCCCUUUAAAAUGAACUCAUACACUCCAUACUCAUAUACCAUCACAUGCUCAAUAUACAGUCAAGAAAUUGAAGGGUGGUCUAAUAAUUUUUAUCAUGUUUAUUUUAAUGCCUGGU